Pisolithus orientalis is the source of this 1920-nucleotide messenger RNA. RefSeq names its product Metallo-dependent phosphatase-like protein. Lineage: Eukaryota; Fungi; Basidiomycota; Agaricomycetes; Boletales; Pisolithaceae. The transcript is spliced from 5 exons. The record is from RefSeq and is a predicted model, not a curated record. Gene Ontology annotation, molecular function: protein serine/threonine phosphatase activity. Bases 216 to 1673 code for a protein of 485 amino acids. Gene Ontology annotation, cellular component: nucleus; cytoplasm.
GCCGGUUUUGUGAUACACGACGACAGCAAGCGAUCGCGUGGCCCAAGUCACUCAACUGUCAGUCAGAGGAAACGCCGUCCUCGGUUGCCCUUCCGCCGUCGUCCAAGCUGGCUCCAACACUGCUCGCUGUCCUGACCUCAAAGCUUUCCAGGUCAAAGCCACCGUCCUUGCAGUCUCGGUCAGCCUUACCCGAAUCCCAGACCCAGACCCAAUCGAUGGGUCAACAACAGUCCAAAAAGGCCAAAAAGGGCGGCAAGGAAAGGGAGGGAGACAUCACCCAGGACAGUGCUGUAACUGACCUGCCCGAUCCAACCCCGCAUGGCGGUCCCACUCGCACGACUGCUCACCCCAGUCUUUCCCAGAGUGCCUUGCACGAAUAUGAUGCUGUGCGUAGCGAAGCAAACAUCCCCACAGAUUUGCAGGAAGAUGACGCAGGUUCCGGAAAUGCUACUGGGCCGUCCGGUUCACCCACCGUGCAGAGCUCUAACAUAUCCAUACCCCCGAACAGUGCACCACCUUCUUUACCAUUGUCCACCUCGGCGCCUCCGACCUUAAGCCCGUCCAUGAAGCCAUCUCCCGCACCCCUUGACAUACCUUCCACACAGACUAUACUCUCAAAUACUAUCUCUUCAUCGUUCACUCCUGGGUCGACUGCAAGCAGCUUCCCUUUAAACGAUUCUCUAAGCCCUACAGGCAACGGAGGAAAGGAUAAAGUGAAACAAUUGGACAUCGACGACAUGAUCCAACGUCUUCUAGAUGUGGGUUACACUGGGAAAGUUAGCAAGUCUCUGUGUUUAAAAAACGCGGAGAUAGUUGCUAUUUGCCAAACAGCUCGCGAGAUCUUUCUUAGCCAGCCAACCCUUAUCGAGUUAUCCCCACCCGUCAAGAUUGUAGGCGAUGUUCAUGGACAGUACUCCGACCUCAUACGUUUGUUCGAAAUGUGCGGAUUUCCUCCGGCAGCUAAUUACCUCUUCCUUGGCGACUACGUGGAUCGGGGGAAGCAAAGCCUGGAAACAAUUUUGCUGCUGCUAUGCUACAAAAUUAAGUUUCCGGAGAACUUUUUUCUCCUUCGAGGGAAUCAUGAAUGUGCGAACGUCACGCGAGUAUAUGGGUUUUACGACGAGUGCAAGCGAAGAUGUAAUAUCAAGACCUGGAAAACAUUCAUAGACGUCUUCAAUUGUCUGCCUAUCGCAGCUGUGGUCGCUUCCAAAAUCUUUUGCGUACAUGGCGGUCUAUCGCCGUCACUACACUCCAUGGACGACAUCAAACGCAUACAGCGACCCACGGAUGUGCCUGACUAUGGUCUUCUGAACGACUUACUAUGGUCUGAUCCAUCAGAUACCGCUCUAGAUUGGGAGGACAAUGAACGUGGUGUCAGCUAUUGCUUUGGGAAGGCAGUCAUCAAUGAUUUCCUUGUGCGAUACGACAUGGAUCUCAUCUGUCGUGCACACAUGGUCGUAGAAGAUGGUUAUGAAUUCUGGAAUGAUCGGACGUUGGUCACCGUUUUCAGCGCUCCGAAUUACUGUGGCGAGUUCGACAAUUACGGUGCAUGCAUGAGCGUAUCGGAGGACUUACUAUGUGCAUUCGAAUUGUUGAAACCUUUGGAUGGUCAUGCCUUGCGGAAGGAGAUGACCAAGGCCAAACGGAAGAGCUUAAUGGCGACCGCAACAUGAUCGUUAGAGGCUUGCUUUUAAGUCACUUCAAUAGGACGGCUAAACGACAGUCGUCCAUACUGCUGGUUGGACUGUUCUACAUAUCCACGUGUCUCUAUGUACAGCUUCGGCGGAUGCUUGGUUGCUCACCGAUUCUAUCUUCGCACUCUUGCGCUAGGCUCCACGCGGCUUAAUAGCUACGCAUCCGUUCCGAACCGGCUUCUCGUUGCACGCUCGUUUAUGUCGGAGGUACAAAUUUGUAAUUCAC